This is a messenger RNA of Schistosoma haematobium, 12018 nucleotides long. RefSeq names its product Transcription factor 25. The transcript has 5 exons. Bases 51 to 995 code for a protein of 314 amino acids. Lineage: Eukaryota; Metazoa; Platyhelminthes; Trematoda; Strigeidida; Schistosomatidae. The record is from RefSeq and is a predicted model, not a curated record.
CUUGUUGCACUUUUUUAAGUAUUGACCUUGACAUAAGUCUAUAGUAUGUGAUGUCUCUUAGGUUGCUUUUUGGCUCAGUGAAACUAAGACAUCUUUGGAUGCUAGUUUUGGCAUAUGUUAUCUCGUUCAUUGUGGUGGAUCAUCAUAGCUUUUCGCUGAUACCAGUUUGGGCUUUACAUUUAAAAACUAAUAAACAUGUUCCAGUUGAGUCAGAUGGAAAUUCUAGCAAUUUGUUUAGCACAGUUGUCGAGUACUCAUCACACAAUUGGAGCAUCUACUUGUCAGUUACUGUUCCUCAAUCAAAUAGUAGUUCUUCAUACGAUUUGGUCGUUUUCCAACUCCCUAUGUCAAAGUCACUUGAGUUUUCUGUUAUGGAUCCUGAUCGUAAAAUAGCUAAUUUUCUAAAUUUCCGAAAAAUACAGUCAAACAGUUUUAACCGAAAACCGGUCAGGUUGAAAUCUUUGUUUUAUAAAGGUAGUUUGAUCCAUGUGGUUGUAGAAUGUCGCAAAAUUAGCUCUCCAGUGAACUCUUAUGUUUUACUUGAGAUUGCUGUGUACAAUAGUCAGCUCAGAGAGACAUGGAGGAGAGCUCUUUACCAAAUUCUACUGGAUGAGAAUGCGCUAGACUUCAAAUCAGUUCCUAUCUCCUUAUCACUUGAUUUAACAUGCGGUUUGGUUUAUCCUAGACUUUGUGGGGUGAUCUUUGUCGGUUUCCUGACAAAUAAUAUCAGCUUAUCACAUUACUCUACCAUAUCCCUUUCAUUGGAUGAUGGGGAAAUACUUUGGCACCAUCUAGUUGGUGAUUUUGAAGAUUCGAUAAAAGCUUAUGAAAGUGAUUUAGUUUUGAAGAACUGGAAAAUACGCAUUUCGAAACAAUAUCUGUUUAGAACACAUAUUGAUGAAUCCCCGUGGACCGAAUUUACUGAAAGUCUCUCCCAUAUUUUCAGAUCGGAUCAACUUAUACCAUUCUCUCUACUCCGGUAUCUGGUGGUCUGAUUAGUCGCCAGCUUGGAUCGCCUACAAUUUAUGAACUACGAAUUGCUUCGGAAAUUACGGAUUCCCCAUCAAAUGGUUUGAAGAUAAAAGUGCAUUCUAGUUCUGACCAUGUUAAUUCAUCUCUGGAGAGUGACUUUUCACAUACUGUCGACUGUCAGGGUAUAUUCAUCCGUCACGAAUCUGCACCUAACAGCUGGCAAGCAGUCAAAUCGUUUUACUCAAACGAAAUGAUUGCAAUUCAUUCAUCGACUUAUCAUGGUUUGUGUCGUCCUUUCAGAAUGUGGGAGUAUUCCAGACUAGGUAGAUCUAAUUGGCAAGAAGAUUCAAGAAAAUCUACUCCACCAGUUGUGGUGAAAAGGUAGUUUUAAAAGUCGUUUUUAUGUGCUUUUAUUUAAAUAGUGACACGAAUCAAAUUAAUGAAUCAAGUUAAUGGCUUAUAAAACUUGCUGGUUCGGUUAUGAAUUAGUCAUAUCAUUACUAGGUUUUCAACAACGUUUCAUCUUUUGACUAUAAAUUCCAAUGCUUUAGUCAGUCAUAAUCAAAAUAUAGCGCGGCAUAAAUAUACGUUAUCCCAAGUUGCCAUACCAUAUCAGGAUGAUGAGAUGAAAUCAAUAAGUAGCAAACAAACCAAAAUAAUGUAAUAGUGAUGACCAUGAGAACGAUCCAACAUUGAGAAUAUGAUUCAAGAAGACAGAAUAAAAAUGGUAUACAUAGAAGAUUUAGAGGAGGAUAAACGAUAAAUAUGUGUCAUUGUGACCAAUUCUGAGUCGUCUCUCCUAAAGUCUCUAACCAUUGAUCUCAGUUGUGUGUCCACCUUCUAACAUACUUCAUAGGUUGUUUUGUUUGGCCACCUGUAGCGUUUUUCCAACCUACCUUUACUCCAUCCAGCAUUGCACAUUGAUUUAGUUUGUGCUUAUGUGCGCAUAACAUAUGUCUCAGCCAUAUCAAUCUAUGAAGAUUCAUAGCCUCAUUAACUAAUUUGGCGCCUUUAACACUACUUUUGGCUUUUGAUAAUCCUUUAUAACCAUGGUUCUAGAGCUUAUGACUUCUUUUUGUGCUAGAUAUUUGUGGCAUAGAUUUCGAAUAUAAUCAACACUAAGACAGAAUUUGUUUAGUUCAAUGAAGGUAGAAAGGUUCAUUAGCUAAGAAAUAGGUCGAUGAAGUUGAUUUUAUCAGACAAAUUUGUUUCAUCUAUUCCUGUCAUAUUGUUUCUGCUUAAUGAUUUCUCAUCCUGUGAAAACACUUUAUGUUGUUGGUUGAUACCUGAUUUAUUCGGCACCAUUUAGGUAAGAGACUGAGUAACGUUUUUUACUAAUUUGCUGAAAAGACUUUAUUAACCAACUAAAUAUAGACGUUAAGUGUUCGCGCGCGAGAUCGAAGGUCCUGGGUUCAAUUCUUGUGUGCAGGGUCGUAAAUUCGCACUGAUGAGAAGUCCCAUACGAAGACAAAAUGGCCGGUUAGUGCUCCCAAGUUUUCAGUGGUGGUCUAAUUGAAACCUUGGUUCAUAAUUUAAAUGAAAUUCAAUCAUCUUCACGACCCCAUUCUGAUAAAUAUAAAAGUUAUUAUUAAGAUGAUGAUUUGAUUAAAACAUACAUUUUAACAGUCCUACAUAUUUAUUUCUUAAUGGUUUUCAAAAAUGCAUACUACCAGUGAAUUCUGUUGUAAAACAUAGUGGUCUUAUAUUUUAUAACUGACAUCAAUCAUGAAUCAGGCUAAAUGUUAAGGCUUGUUUAAAAUAUAAUGUUUAUUUUUUGAUGACUUGAAUAAAUUCUGAUGACUUAGUGAAUACUUCACUCAACAUACGGUUUGGAUUAUCUCACAUCUUUAAUUGCAUUCGUGAAUGGAUAGAGGUUUAAAGUAAAAUAAAUUUUCUAGUGUUCUAUUAGACAAUACAAUAUACAGCUCGACAUUCUUUUAUUUUUGUCAGUUCAAGACUAAUCAUAGCAACUCAGUCGGGUUGUGUACUCACUUUAUUUACCAUGAUCUAAUAAUAAGAUCGAUUUUAUUUGGGAAAAUGCCCUUAAGAAUAAGGUAAUGAGUAGAUGGAGACUAUCAUCGUUUUCGCUCAAUGAAUCUUCAUUUCGUUUGGGCGCCUACUAAGCCUCAUCGUUCCACACACAACUGAGUUAAUGCAGCCGAACUUAAGUGAUAACUAUUAUUAAGCGAAGUGAGUUGUCUCUAUUUUCAUUUAUCGGUAUUAAAAUGGUCAUAAACCUAUGUAACGAUUAGUGUACGCCACUUGAUCUCUUAUUUUUCCUCUAUUUUUGAUGUACAGACAUAUUCCAUUAUCAGGCUUAGCUAGAUUAUGGUAUUCGUUGAUGCAUGAUAAAUCUGAUGAAUUCAAUCAUUACGGUAUGAAUCAAGAUUUAAGCCAUACAAGUGAUCAUGAACAUCAUGACAUUUACUUUUUAACUUCGGAUGGAAUUAUUACUUCUGUAUCGAACUAUGGGUAUGAAAACUGGCGCGUAAGUUAGUAUAUUGUUUGGUGCUAGGUUCUAAUGUGUCACUUCCCAAAUUGAUCUUCACCACAGUAUGAAUAGAGAUGAAAUUAAGAUAUUUGAGCAGAGACCAUAUAUAUUAAUAUUGUUUAAACAAUUGAUCAGUGUUCGUUUUGAAAAUGAUAGUUCAUUGUUCUUGUUCCACCGGAUGUACCUGCAUCCCAGAGUUGAUGUUCACUCAAAGACUCGAAUCCAGUUCUGCACAUCAAUAGGAAGAUCCAAGCAACCAAUACAAAAUGAAUUAAUCCUCACUUCAUUGCACAAGCUAGUGGUUAUCUAGACUCAGUAGCUAAAUGGAUAAUGUGAUGGUGUUUGAAGCGAACAGUGCUGGGUUCGAGUCUCGGAGUGGACAUCAACUCUGGGAUUCAGGUACAUAAAGCUGAUGAGUCCGAAAUAGGGCGGGACGCGCAUCCUGGAUUUCGCUGCUAGCCACUACGAUCUUAGCUUAUAAUGCUUGUGACUGAAAGCAAUAUCGAGACAAUCCGUACAAGAUGCACAUAUGCCCAAUAAGAGACUGAUCAAUCGCAGUCCUAAAUAUCAAUGGGAGGAUUUAUGCAAUCAAUACAAAAAUGAACUAAGUGCUUUAUAUGUUUUGUAUUCUGUCAUUAAUCAUAAGCAUUUCUGGCGAUAUUACGGUUAGUUUCUUCCACAAAAGGGAUAGGCUAGUUUUAUUUGACAACCCAUUAUUUCUAGUGAUUUAUAAUUGAAAUUGUAAUGAGUUGAACAGAUUGUAGCAUGCUGUUAGUAUAAUAAAUAAAUAGUGAUUUCGAUCAGGAAUCAUUUUGAAAUCUUUGUAACUUCAUUAAUAAAUUUCAGCGGACUUUUCAAUUUACCUAAUAAGUGCUGUUAAUAACGAUAAGAAUGAUCAUUUUCAGUGCUGUUUUCACUUAUCCUUUGUAAGAAAGAACAAAACCUAAAAUUUUCUUGCUAUUGUUGAGUUGCUUUGUUGCUUAUUUUUACCGAGGAUUUUUGUUUUAUUCAUUUACCAGUUGCUGUCAUCUUACUUAAACAUCAUAUUCUCGAAAUAAAGUGUUUCUUUAGUUUGGUAGUAUUGUGGUUAUACUACUUAUGUUGACAAAUGUAAGUAGUAUGUAACUGAUCAGAAGUGAAAUGCCUGGCAUCCGAAGGUUGAGAAGAUCGAAUUGAAGAAAACAGGAAUGUAAACAAGGAUUAACUGUAGUGAAAACGAGAAUGAAGGAAAGAUGAAGCAUUAUGAAUCUUUUCCCCCAAAUUGACCAUUUGUUCUUGUUGCAUUCAAAUCAUUGUCUUGAAAAUUGUUUGUAGGUAAAUUCUGAAGUCUCCUGGUUACAAGUUUCACGAACCUUAGGAACACUUACGUCUCAUGGAGAGGAAAGAUCUGUUGAUAAGCAUUUAGAUGAUCUGUACAUAGAACACUUUCAUCCCUCGUUAACUACAAUCAAUCUUGCAUCUUUAGGACAAGGAUUUGUUCGUGAUCUUAGCGUAUUUUCCAAGAUAAAGGUAGGUUCAUAUGAUUUAAAAAAUACCAAAAGCUUGUUGUUGAAAAACCUCUCAUUUUCUAUUAUAACUGCCCACCAGCGUAACGAGGUCAAAUCACUUUGACUGUGUUUGUAUUUAUGUCAUCUAAACACUGACUUACAAUAAAGGUAAUAUCCAAUCACAAUGAAGUCUAUUCAGAUUCUGGAUAGUGUUGCCUGCUGACUGUAUAUAUCAGUAGAUGUAUUUCUAUUUACUCACUUUUUGAUUUAAUUUCUUUGUUAAUCAGUGGGUUAGUUUGCUUUUUUAAAAUUCUACCUCCGACAUCUGCUUAAGUAGUUAUGAUUAUUUGAUAUUUAUCCGCUCUGUUGUUUGAUUUAGCUCCAUGUGCUUGUAGUUCAGAGUAUAGGUGUUCAAAUUGAAUCGGCAUUUACGAUUAAAUUUUAAUUGCUAAUAUUUUCAUUGUCGAGCUAAAAAUCAUCAUCGGUGAUACCGUUUUAGUGAAUAAAGUUUACUCAAUUGGAUGAAAAUCCAAGUGUAUAACUUAUUCAAUCUAUACUUUUUUCUUCAUGGAGGGGUAAUAAUUCUUUUCUACUGUACUGUAAUUGUUAACCAGUCUUCCAGUUAUGUGAAGCCUUUAAAAGUGGGGAUUUGUAGCUCAGGUUGAUGAUUUUGGUGGGGUUUGUUCUAUGAGCUGGAUGGUUCGGCCGUCGAGCUGUCAUCGUUCUUCUGAACAGCGCCAUCAGUAACAACUUCACGUAGAUGUGCUCGGAUUUUUCCACAUAUGACUCACAGCUUGUCCUGUAGACCUAGAUUUGGACCUUUAAUCUCUCAUUGUUUACUUUAUUUUGAUUGUAUAUCCUAUUGAUUUGAUUAUUUUUCAUAUAUUUGUCCAUGAUUUUUCUGAUCUGUUGAUAGAUUGGAUUGAUUUCAAUGUGUUUGUUGAUUACUGAUUGAUAUGAGUUCCAAGCUUCUAAAAAUUCUUUGGUGUUUUUAGGAUUCUUUCUAUUCAAGAUCUCGACAUUCAGAUUGUGCUGAUGAUGUUCAGAAGAACGAUGACAGCUCCACGAAUAAACCAUCCUGCUCAGAGAACGAAACUCCACCAUGAGCCUUUAAAAGUAGAUUUCCAGAAAAGGUUUGAGGAUCGCGUUGAGAAUUCGCCUAUUGGUUUUGAGUUUUAGCUUGAAAUUACUAAUUCAAUUUCUAUUAUUAAAGUGUAACUUCCAAGUAAAAAACGUAUAUAUUUUUAUUGUUGUGACUUGAGACACUAAUUGAUAUCACAUGCUAAAUUUACCAGCUACAAUCCUGACUAGAGUUUUUUGUUAGUGCGUCUACUAUUCAGUUUAUAUCCUAGCGUCCUUCGUUUAACUAACUAUACGUUCUGACCCGCACAGUUAACUCUGUGCCGACGAAAGCUACGCUUCUAUUGGUCCGCUAUCCAGAAACCUUUCACUAUCCCCUGCCUUAAGUCUGGAGAGCAGUUAGCAGUCAGCUUCUAGCAUACCCACAUUUUAAUCAUCCAGCCCUGCCAGCCAACACAAUCAAGAACUUUCUCAAACACCCACUGGCCUAUGUACACGAGUUGUCAAACUGCACAACAUACCAAAUAAAAAAAUCACACUAAAUACAAUUAUACUAUAAGCAGUAAAGAGCGAGACACAGUACAUAGUUAGCAAUAAUUGAGGAAUGGUAAAACGUUUAACGAAAAUUAGUAGGUCCAUUGGAAGCUUAUAAUGAAGAAAACGUAGAAAUACAAUAAUAUAGUUAUUCACUGAUCAUACAGUAAAAGCGUGUAUAAUAAUUCGAAAAAUUGUUUCACAAGUUCCAACUUUUCCAGUAUUCGUUUCAUUUACAGUGAAAAUGAUUUUUGUAUCCAAUUAAUGAUGGAACAUCAUAUAUAUUACCUGGUCUAAUCUGUAUGCGAAAUUGUGAGGAUGUAUAUCGGUACCUAGGAUUUAGUUAUAUCAUGUUUUAGACAACUCAUUAAAUACAGGUGCAUUUGUUCUGCCUCGAGCUAUACCUUUUUUCGUUCAGUUUAGUAAUAUUGGUAUCCAAUCAAAACGGUGGGAGCGAAGAAAGCGAGCUGACAUUAAACCGGCUGUGUCUGAUUUUCCCUGUCUUUUUGCCUCUACGACUGAUCAAUACGUAGUUUUUUAAACGUAUAGUUUGAUGAUGAGUCUACCUUCGAAAUGUAUUGUAAUUUUUCGAAUUCGGUAACAACUUGUUAUUUCUAUUUCUCCAGUGCGCCAUUUUUCACUCGCUCUUGCUCUUGUGAACCAGCAAUACUAGCUGCUUAUUUAGAUUGAUCUUUCAUCUGCAGCUUUAUAGUUGAUAGCUGAGUAUGCUAAACACCAAGCAAUGCUUUAUCAUACCAUCUCAAUCGAUAUCAACCAAUAAUAGAUACCUUCAUUGAUGUCGAGCUUAUGAUUUUACUAAUAUUCCUUAAUUGUUGUAUUUCCAGCCUACAAUACCUACUAUGCCAUUAUUGGUUUCUACUGGAUGGGAUUCUGUUGGUGUUGUUGAUCGAACUAAUGGUAAAUUAUUGGCUGCUCAUCGACUCCCAACUCAACCAACUGGUCAACCAAUUGUUAUUUCACUUGCACUAUCCAAUACAACUAAAUUUUCAGAAGUUGUAAAUGUUCCUACUAUAUUGUUGGUUCCAUGUAAUGAUAUGUACGUGUUGUUCUGUAAUUAAAUGUCUUUUAAUGCAAAAAACAUAACAUCAUUAGAUGCUUUACUAUCGAAUUUCAUCGAAUAUUUUUGUUUGCAUAACUCUACCUGUAGUUCAUCUGAGGUUACCACCGGUCCCAUGCCCACACAAAGGGGGAGGGUUGGGAAUGGGGUCAGCAACCACAUCCCAUAGAAAACAAUCUUGCUAAUAAACACUAACCAGAAUAAACAAAUUAAAUCACUUAAACUCUACCCUCCGAGUUGAAGGGUCUUCGUUCAGAAGAAUUAUAACACCUUAUGGCAAAAGCCGAGAUACUUCAGAAGUCACGAGACAGAAUCCCUUCCUAACAACCACAGCAACAAUUAAUAUAGGUACAUGGAAUGUUCGGACAAUGUGGGAGACUGGGAGUACCAAUGAAAUAGCUGCGGAAAUGCGGAGAUAUAACUUGACGGUUCUCGGAAUCAGUGAAACCUAUUGAACCUAGUGUGGACAGGAAAAGAUAGAUUCGGUAGGGAUGUUGCUGUACUCUGGUGACGAAGAAGAAAAUGCUGCACACACUGAGGGAGUUGCUCUGAUGCUUUCAGGAGAAGCUCGUAAAGCACUUAUAGGAUGGGGAUCUCUUGGAUCCAGGAUCAACAAAGCAUCUUUGAAAACAAAGAGGGAGGGAAUCACAAUGAAGACGGCAAUCAGCAACAGUCGAACAAUAACGGAGAAGGUCAAGGUACAGACCGAAUACACAGAAGCAAAUGAGCAAGUGGAUUGGAGUAUUAGAGCUGAUAAGAAGAAAUAGAUGGAAGAGUUAGUAGUGGCAGCGGAGAAAGCUGGAAGAGCGGGAAAUAUGAAACAACUAUAUGAUACAACGAAGAAACUGGUAGCGGAAAAAAUAGUAAGCCAGGUAAGUCAGUCCAGAACAGAGAAGGUUAAACCAAUCACUGAGAAUCAAGAGCUGAGGAACAAAUGGGUAGGUCAACUUGAAGAACUCUUGAAUAAACAGCUCAACUGAACCCACCAAACAUAGCAGCGGUACACACAGACCUCCAACAGAGGUCACUCCACCAACGAUCAAAAGUCAGAAUGGCCAUCAGACAAAUCAAGAGUGGGAAAUCAGUAGGACCUGACAAUAUACCAGCUGAAUCACUGAAAUCCGAACAUGCUACACGUUCGAUGACGAACACUGGUGGGUGGCCUAUACUCUCCCUCGAGGGGUAACAUACGUAUGUAAGUUUGCUUGCAUACAUUUUUAAUCAUUAUUUCUGACCGUUACUGGAUGCAGCUCUACUUUUUGAGAUAAUGGGCAUAUUACCAAACAUCAAUUGCGCUAAAGUAGUAAUAACGUCUCACAAAUAUAAUAAUGUUUGUGGUGAAUUAAUCAUCUUAAAGGCGUAUCACUUACGAAGAAUAUGCUUCAACAUAAGACGGGGUACCCCAGUUCAUUUUCAAUGCAAUUUCAGCUAAUAUAUAUAGCUAAAAUAAAGGUACACCCACAGGUGUUUACUAUAAGAACCGAGGCCACAUUCUUGAAGGUAAAAUGAAGCACUAAAUUUACAAACUAGGUUAAUCUUUUAUAUUUAGCAAGAGAUUAUUGAAGUAUAAAAUUUGAUAAAGCCAAGAGAGAAACAAUGACUGAUAUUUCGCUCAUAUUUGAUCGUCUGAUUAGCUACUAGGAGUAAAAUAACCAUAAGUUAGUGAUUGAAUAAGUAACAGAAUCCUAUGUCUUCAUUAUUUUAUGUUGUUGAGUUAUUAAAAUUUCCAAUUGCACACUUAUUUUGCGAUUUCGUGUCGUAUAAAAUUAAUUAAACUGGAAUUUUCUUUUCUUUUUGCUUUAUUUCCGUUUUUAGACUUGUUGGUUUUGUUUUAGUACAAAGUCUACGCAUAUGGCUUUUGAUACCUUUGAUAAUUAGUUUGACUGUAUCAUUCUUUGUGCUUACAUGGUGUUGUGAUUUGGAUGCAUAAACUGUUGAAAACUUAAAAUUAAUAUUAUUCUGUUUUUGAAUAGGUUUAGCUAAUUUUUUGUAUUUAUGAUUAUUGAUUCUCGGAUUUUAUGUGUCGAUAAAUUUUAAUUAGUACUAUUUGCCUCAACCAUCAUUACUUUAAGUUAGUGGGUCAACGCUGAUAUGGAUCUGUUAUUGUUAUAGUCUGUUGUAUUUCCUUCUAAUGUUCUCCUCAUUUGACUUCUCAUAUACUUGUGUAUUUUCUUAAUCGUGAUAAGAUCAUUUGUCACAUGGGAUGACAGAUAAAAAAUUUGAUAAGAUUUUCAUUUUUCAUUACUUAUAUCUUUAGUUUCCUUAAAUCAUAAUGAAUUGCGAUAUAAACAAUAAUGAACGUAAAAACGAGCAGCAGUAAGGUAAUUUGAAAUACUUUUUGAGAAAUACAUCAUUCUUCAUUAAAGUUUUGAAAAGAGCGUUUGAAAUCAAACACCCUCUAUUAUAUAUGUAAAUUGAAGAACUCAACUAAUUUUAUUUCCCAGCAUAAGGCACACAAUAGUUCUCAUGGGAAUCCUCUCAGGAAUAUGAUCAUUACAUUUUAACGCCGUAGUGAGCUGUUACGACGACUUGGAAGUCUCGACGCUUUUAAACCAACGUUUAGUUUGUUGACCACUUCAUUUCUUUUUGGAAUUGAAGCAGUCAAUCCUGGUCUUCAGAUGAGAUAUGAAAGCUGAAAACAGCCUAAAUGAAUUGUUUAAACAUCUAAGGGUAGCUAAAUUCUAUUCGUCAUUGGUAAAAAAAACCUCACAAUUUAAAAGAUUCAACUCUCAACAUAUUCUUUAUUUUGGCGCCAACUUUUAUUUGCGAAUAAGCUUCUUAUGUACCCAUCCAACUAGUUGAAAUUCGGAUCUCAGCUCAUAGAUUUAAAUCUGAAGUUAGUAUUGGACAUUACGAUAAGGCAAACAAAUUUUGAUCAUAAUGAACUAAUAAAAAACUGCAUAGUAGGAGUGGCACAUUUACAUACAUUUACACUUCCCUACUUCGCAAUGAACAAGAGUCAGCCGCUUAGUGGUUCGACCACUAUUCACUUUUCUUGAAAUCUUACCCUAACUCAUCAUUACUUAUUCAAUAAUAUGUCAUUUUUAAGAUAACCCAGUCAUCUUAGUCAGUGAAGGCUCAUAGCAUCUCUGUUUAGAACUUUGAGCUUAACACUACGGUUCCUCAUUCUACACUUAAUGAAACAAAUUAGCAGAUAUGAUUAACUGGGAAUCUAACGAAUUCGAAUACAUUGCACAGAAACAGCUAGUUCUUUCUCCAAUAGAUUUCCUACAUUGUUUGUUUCAUUUUCAUAAAUGUCCAAGGAAAUAAUUGUGAACAAGAGAAAAAAAGCGAAAAACGCUAAUAGCAUGUCGAAAAGAAUUGAGACAUAAAUUACCCAUGUUCAUUAGCGUUAGCGUAAUGUUUAUCUCAUCAGAGAUUUAUCGAUGUGCUUAUGACUAAUUUAUUGUUCAUAUGGACAACAGAUAGUGAUUUAUCAUGUUUUAUUAAAUUAUACAAUGGGAAACAUGAUUAAUAUGAGAAAAGUAAAAGGGGUGAAUAAAAUUUGUGGGAAGAACAGGAUAUGAAAAGGUAUUGUUAUCUAUAAGUACAAAAUAAACAAACAGUGGGCAUAGAAAGAAGAAAGAAUGUAGAAGCACCUGAAAAAGUUCGAUUUUAUCGUUUUACAGGAAGAAGAAAUGUCACCAACCAACAGAAUUAGGAUUUGUGGGGUUACUUCUCGGUUAUUAUGAGGUAUUGGGAUAACAACCUUGUCGCUUAUAAUGUCUCAUGGUCAGUAUUUUAAUACUGGUCUGUGUAUUGGGCUUUUGGCUGAACUUAAUCACCGACAGUAAGUCAUCCACUGAUAUGAACACUCGGGUACGUUUAUUUCGAAAUCGCAGUUUUAUGGUUGGAUCAUAUAAAUGUCAUAUUAAACAGGAUUUCUCCCAGUUUAUUAGCUUUUUAUGCAUGGGUAAAUAAUAUAAAUAAAUUAAUUUCAUAUAUCUUACGAAUCUCCACUUGUACUGGUUGAACAAUAUCAAAUGUAACUACUACUUUUUGUGGGAAUCAGUUCGAAAACUGUUUAAGACGCGUCAGGAAAUUGAUACUACUUUUAUAGUAAUUCAGUAGUAUGAAGUGUAAAUGUGAACUUGAGUGGUUUCUAGUGUUAGCACGUCUAGGUGGUAGGAUGGAUGAGAAGCCUUGUAUAAUCAUCCAUGUAAUACCCAAUUUUGUCAGUUGGAAAAGUCCGUGCAAUUUAUUGGGAUUGAGUUUAUCAUAAAUAUAUAUAACUGCCUAGUAUUCUUUGUAGUCGUAUUUAGUUACGAUAAGCUUGUCAGCAGUGAAAACAAGCAUGGAAAUUUUAAUGGUUGAAUAAUGUUACUGUUUAUAUUUAUUGUCACUCAACUUAAAGAAAAAUGUUGGAAGCUGGCUCC